AUGUGGUCGAGUUUCAGCUCUUUUUCUCCUCAUGUAUAUUCGCCCGGUGUAUAUAAACCCUCUCAAAUAAAUCGUGGCAAUCCCGGCAGUUCGACCUCAUCGGUCCGCCUUGACUCACCAUCUUCGCCAUCUGGUACCACUCACAGAGACUCACCUCUUUCUCGGGAUUACUUGAACGAGGAAUCAGCGAGACGUGAUUCACUCCCUGGUUCCUCCAGAUUUUCAUUUCGUAGACUAUCCGAUGACCGCAAAUUUGCUGACAAUGCGGGGACCCCGAGAGUUACGCUAGACGGUGAAACCAGUUCCCUUUUAGAACGGUAUGGGGUGAGAAAAGCCAGUGUUACCGAAACCUCAGCACAAAGUUACUUGAAACAGCGUCGACAGCAGCAGCCGGAUUCAAAUGGCGGGUCAGGAGCGGUGCGCCGGAAGUCCGGCGAUGUCGGUAUCGAGGCAACAGCGAUCAGUGGCGGCGAUCUGUUUGGCAACAGCAUUAGCCCUUCAAGGCCUUUCAACUGGAAGGACACUCCUAGACAGACUAUGACCAGUGUGCAGGACAUAACUCAGAACGAGUACUUAAAUCGAUUGCUCGCAGCUCAUAAUCGUGUAGACGACCUUCUUCGAUCUAGAGGACUGAGCGCAGAGGAUGAAUCCAAAUAUCUCAGAGCUUGGGAAGAAAUCCCAAUCAUAAGAGAAGAACGUCGUCAGAGAGUUCGAACAGUGAGUAGUUCGAGUGAUUCUGGUCUUUCGACGGAUAAUGACAGUGACAGAAGUAACGCUGACGCUGUGAAGAAUGAAGAACCCACAUGUGAACAGCAGUUCUCAAGACCUGAAGCAACUCAUUCGUGCUCACAGACCUUGCGGCCAUGCCGAUCAAGUUUGCAAUCGUCUUUGUGCUGCCGAGAGCUCUCUUCAAAACCAUCGACGGCUAGGGUUUCGUUUCGCAGAAAACCAUCAUCAAAGCAAUCUUCCAAAGCACUCGAUGCUGGACCAACUCAUAAAGAAUCGUUUGAUCUCAAAUGUACAUCGCCUGCAUGUAUAACUGUGUCUACCUCGCGCGUCUUCAAGUGCAAGGAAAAAUCUAUAGCAGCAGAAAAGAUUUUUCACAUUUCAACAAAAACUGAAAAGGCCCAGCUUUCGACUAGAGUUCAAACGAUUUCCGCUGGUCCUCCAACUGUCGCAGAGAGGCAGGUGAAAAACACUCAGAAGAACUAUAAGCCCAUUCAGAAGGAGGAACAUAAAAAAGGUGCGAAUGCGAAACCUGCUACAAACGUUGAGAAGCAAAGGACUGUUCUGGUCAGUUUUAAACGCAAGCCAAGUUUCACGUUUCCAUGUACAGCUGAAAUCUCCAUUCAGCACUGCAGCUUCUAUCAGGUUUCCCAGAGAGCCUCCGAAAAACCAGAAAAGAAUGUUCGUAUGAAUCUACGCUUAACUGAACGAGCACCAAGCAAAAGCUCGGCCACUACGACGCUUCCUACGACAUCUCGUCCAUUAUUCGCGUACCUACAUGUGGCACAGAAGCAAGCAAGCAUCCCUCCAACGAAAAAUGGUCAGAUGAUGAAGCAAAUGCGCAAAAUAGGCAAACUUGAUCGCUCAAUGACAGUGGAGCCACAAAUGGAAUCCAGACAACAACGGAAGGUGAAUCGUUUAGUGAUCCCUGACUUUUUCUUAAACAGUGGAACUACUGAGAACCUCAAAGUCGAUAAUCAGCCUAAAAGAGUUGAAGCUCAAUUAGCUGACGGAUUUGCGGACGAUUCAAAACAGCCGUCCCAGUUGAAGCGAUCUAAUGCAAUUCGUCGGAAGGCCCCACCAGUCUUAGCGUUCACUACUAGAUCAGCAAGCUCUGAUCACUGCGAAAAGCAGCCUCUAUGUGCAGCCAACUUGCCGCCACCGGACUUUGGUCGAACUAAUUCAGUUCAAGUUUCCGGACCUUUAAACCAAGAUGGCUCCCUAGAUCGCACCGCGACGACUAGUGGAGCCUUGGUAACCACUACCGACACAGUACUCGCGGAGCUGUCGCCAGUAGAUCGAGUGCUUGUGGAACAGUUCAGAAGAUCCAAACAGAUACCCCGACCUAAGGCACUUGUUCGGAGUGCCAGUUCGUAUGAGCCAAGAAGUCGCCUUCAAACUCCGACACCAACAGUGGAGUUUAUUCAGUAUAAUACACCAUACCGUCAUCCACCUCCACCUCAGCUUGCUAGUCACUUAUCACCUCCUUCAUCACCCCCUUCUCUAAGAAAAGCGUACCGUAGCGUAAAGCAUUUCUCUAAACGGGUGCAUCUACUGGAAUGCCCACCGCUUAAAAAAGUGGAUCGUGCAGUAAGCGAAAAACUCAAAAGCGAACGACCGAAGCGAUGGAUACCUCGUUGGAGGAAAGCGUGUUCUGUUGAUGGAUCGCCAGAAAUAGAAGAAGAAGAAGAACAGGAAGAUGAGGCUAAGCAGUCAAACAAUGUUAAGGAAAAUGACAGCAGCAGACUGAAAACUCAAGAUGGCAACGGCAAUAUUGAAGCCGAGAAGGCCGUGACGGUGAGUGCAUAG
Messenger RNA from Cooperia oncophora, 2535 nucleotides. The record is from the annotation of a GenBank genome assembly. NCBI's taxonomy places the organism in Eukaryota, Metazoa, Nematoda, Chromadorea, Rhabditida, Trichostrongylidae.